Messenger RNA from Desarmillaria tabescens, 924 nucleotides. Its product is annotated as pali-domain-containing protein. NCBI's taxonomy places the organism in Eukaryota, Fungi, Basidiomycota, Agaricomycetes, Agaricales, Physalacriaceae. Bases 155 to 727 code for a protein of 190 amino acids. The transcript is spliced from 4 exons. The record is from RefSeq and is a predicted model, not a curated record. Gene Ontology annotation, cellular component: cell division site; plasma membrane; growing cell tip.
ACUGGUAAGCGCAGUGGAAGCAAACUGCGAGCGUCAUGGCGGUGAUUAUGACGUCAUGCUUGGCGCCACCAUUUUCUCCUUAUAACCUCCAUCUCUCCCACCAUUAUUCCUGCUCUUCACGACCUCCCACGACCCCCUAGUGACACGAAUUAUCAUGCCCGCCUCUGCCGCUAUUCCAGGCCUCUUCUGCUGCUUUGCUGCCACCGUUUUAUUGGUGUUCGUUUCUGUGUCUACACCCACAUGGAACUCUGUAUAUUUCCUCCAUGCCGGCGUAGGAAGCUCAGCGACGCGUUUUGGUGUGUUUGGAUCCACCGGAUCGUCCAUAACGAUCGGCUACAAGUUUGAAGCUGCUGGCUUCAAUUCUAGCAGUCUAAACACAUCAGUUAUCUACAAUCUAACAAAGACUCUCAUCCUCCAUCCAAUAGCCGCCGGCCUUGCUGGUCUCGCAUUCCUCUUCGGUCUAUGCGGCGCGGGUUAUCAUCGCGCAGGGACCGUCUUCAUGUCUCUCCUCGCGGCUCUAGCCACCCUCGUGACCCUUGUCGCGUGGGUCAUAGACAUGGUCCUCUUUGGCAUUGCUCGCAACAAUUUCCGCGACCAGAACUUUGAUUCUCAGUACGGAAAUGCAUGCUGGCUAACACUCGGCGCCCUCAUCGCGCUCCUACUCGCGUUUUGCGCGAGUGCAUGCGGUGUCUUUGGCAAUUAUCGCAAGCGGAGAGAAACCUUUUAAAUCGAUAGGACUUUUUAUGCCGCUAUUCAUUAACGGAAUGCUAUGUAUGUUUCACUAUCACCGCCCAUUUUUUGUGCUGAAUUGGUGUAGCACAUUUAAUUAUCCCUUCGUAUGCUUACUGUAUCUUUUAUUUACUGCCGUCGCAAUGCUACACAUCCGUAUUGGCACCCCGGGCCAAAAUUAUUCAACGUUGAACG